This is a messenger RNA of Hippopotamus amphibius kiboko, 4035 nucleotides long. It is a transcript of the gene PARVA, whose product is annotated as parvin alpha. Gene Ontology annotation, cellular component: actin cytoskeleton; cytoplasm; focal adhesion. The transcript is spliced from 13 exons. The record is from RefSeq and is a predicted model, not a curated record. Gene Ontology annotation, biological process: actin cytoskeleton organization; cilium assembly; substrate adhesion-dependent cell spreading. Lineage: Eukaryota; Metazoa; Chordata; Mammalia; Artiodactyla; Hippopotamidae. Bases 69 to 1307 code for a protein of 412 amino acids. Gene Ontology annotation, molecular function: actin binding.
CUCGCAGGGCGGAGGGCGGCGCGAGGGAGGGAGAGAGGGAAGGGAAAGGCGAGCGUGAGCUGCCUCAAAUGCUUGGAAUAAUUCCGCUUCCGUUUGGAAAGCCGCAGCCUCAGUCCCGCCGCGCCCGCCGCGUCCGCCCAGCGCCAGCUCCGCGUCCCGACCGGCCCGCGGCCGCCCGCCUCGCCGCCAUGGCCACGUCCCCGCAGAAGUCGCCGUCUGUCCCCAAGUCCCCCACUCCCAAGUCGCCCCCGUCUCGGAAGAAAGAUGACUCCUUCUUGGGGAAACUCGGAGGAACUCUGGCCCGGAGGAAGAAAGCCAAGGAGGUGUCGGAGCUUCAGGAGGAGGGCAUGAACGCCAUCAACCUGCCCCUCAGCCCCAUCCCCUUCGAGCUGGACCCUGAGGACACGAUGCUGGAGGAGAAUGAAGUGCGAACGAUGGUGGAUCCCAAUUCACGCAGUGACCCCAAACUUCAGGAACUGAUGAAGGUAUUAAUUGACUGGAUUAAUGAUGUUCUGGUUGGAGAAAGAAUCAUUGUGAAAGACCUGGCUGAAGAUUUGUACGAUGGCCAAGUCCUGCAGAAGCUUUUUGAGAAACUUGAGAGUGAGAAGCUGAACGUCGCUGAGGUCACCCAGUCAGAGAUUGCCCAGAAGCAAAAGCUGCAGACUGUCCUGGAGAAGAUCAACGAAACCCUGAAACUUCCUCCCAGGAGCAUCAAGUGGAAUGUAGACACUGUUCAUGCCAAGAGCCUGGUAGCCAUCUUGCAUCUGCUGGUUGCUCUGUCCCAGUAUUUCCGGGCACCAAUCCGACUCCCUGACCAUGUUUCUAUCCAAGUGGUCGUGGUCCAGAAACGAGAAGGAAUCCUCCAGUCUCGGCAAAUCCAAGAGGAAAUAACUGGUAACACAGAGGCUCUUUCUGGACGGCAUGAACGUGAUGCCUUUGAUACCUUGUUCGACCACGCACCAGACAAGCUCAACGUGGUGAAAAAGACGCUCAUCACUUUCGUCAACAAGCACCUGAAUAAACUGAACCUGGAGGUCACGGAACUGGAAACCCAGUUCGCAGAUGGGGUGUACCUGGUGCUGCUCAUGGGGCUCCUGGAGGGCUACUUCGUGCCCCUGCACAGCUUCUUCCUGACCCCAGACAGCUUUGAACAAAAGGUCUUGAACGUCUCCUUUGCCUUUGAGCUCAUGCAAGAUGGAGGAUUGGAAAAGCCAAAACCACGGCCAGAAGACAUCGUCAACUGUGACCUGAAAUCCACGCUGCGAGUAUUGUACAACCUCUUCACCAAGUACCGGAACGUGGAGUGAGGGGCAGACUGGACCAUCCCCCGAACUGCCUUAACCUGGCUUAUUCCUGUCUCCUGCUCUAUGCUGCCCCCCAAGUCUGGCUGCUCUAUUCCCAGAGAUAGUGGGAACUGAGAUUUCGGAAGGAAAUGAUCAGUAACUCCAUGGGCUGAGCCACCCCUCCCAGGCUCUGAGGACCGACCCUGCAAUGGCUUGUGAAGGUUGUCCCCACCCUGGUGCCAGCUCCAGAUUUCCCUCAGUGUGAUUUGGAACCAACUUAGACACAAAAGCCCACUCACCCACCCUCAGAAGAUGAAAAUAAAGAUAACAGUUACCAUUUAAUGGGUGUAACCUAUGGGCUGAGCACCGUGCUAAGUGCUCUGACCUACUGCUCAUGAAUACUCAUGACUCCCAUUAAACCAGAUGUUAUCAGCCCAUUUUACAGAUAAGCAAACUGAGGCUCAGAGAGGUUAUGUGACUUGGCAGGAGCUGCCAUUUGUUUUUCCUUUUUGAAGAACAUAUAUGUUAAUAACUAGCCCAUUACAUUGCAUUCUCUGCACAUUCUAUAUGUGUGUGUACACAUGCGCCACCUGCACCCUCCAAGAAGACAGGAGCCCUCUGAUCUCACCACCAGGCAGGCUAGUUCAGGGCUCAGUGAUUCACACUGAAAGUGGCAAUUAAUAGUGUGUGUGUGGCAGGAGUCAUGUCCCUCAACUCCUUUGUACAAAUGAAAAUUACUCUUAAUUCCUUCAGAUUUGUAAUAACCCCUUACUCUGGUUUCAGGGUGACAUUUGGGAUGGAUUCUGUUUAAAAUUAAUGGAGUGGCACAUUUUGCAGCCUUUUUGCUUGAUUGCAUGUAAUGUAAGUGCCCUGUAUUUUCCUACAAAGUCAGUCCUCGACUCGUUGUUAGGCAAAUGUACAAUAUACCCAGGGCACUGCAGAGAGCUGGGCUCGGGCCCACGUGAGCAGGGCUUGGGAAGUAGGGCUCUUCAACAGGGACCCUUGAGCUUUAAAGAAAGGAACGCCUUUUUGCCCUCUAAUUGAUCAUUUAGACCAUUUCUGGCUAAGUCUGCCCACAUGCAAUUACUGGCUAAUUCAGGCGAGGAAAAAUGUAAGUUAUUUAGACCCAAGCUGAGUGAUUUCCUUGCGUGGGUUACCCGCAGGCUUGUGGUUACGUGGGUCCCCUCUAUGUGAACCCAAGUUUGGAAUACCCGGUUCUAGUUGUCCCAGCUUGCAGGGCCUGGGAUAGGAAAGGGGCCAAAGUGGGGGUGACUAGGAGGACGAGAAGCAUGGGCCAAAUACUUGCACACUUAGCAUAUAGGGGACACCCUCAGACCGAGGGAUGUGGCUUGUGGUACUUAACACUUGUACUAAUAAGUUGACCAAGCCCUUGGAAUAAUUAAUAACUUGUACUGAUAUUAUAUCUUCAUUAUAGAAUUUUCCUAAGUAGGCUAGAUGGACACCAGCCUGUGUCCCCACCUCCAGAAGUCUGUGCCUGCUUUGUCACUAUUUUAGGCCCAAUUGCACAAAGCCCAUCCCUAGUUUGAGGAAUUCACUGUGAUCUCUGUCUACACCACCCAGAGGGAGGCCUCCCUUCAUGUCCAAAACAUUCCUUCCAGCUUUUCAUCACUUCUUACUCUAUGGUCUAGCUGCAGUCACUCAGAACCCAUGCAAUUUUGAUACACUACCUAUUUCUGGGGAGAUUUUGCUCCAAGAAAGAAGUAUUACUCAGCAUGAGCACUAAAGAUAGAAAGAAAAUGUACUCUUCUGUGUCACUUUGUGUAAAAGAAUACAAUUCUUUUUUACAUAAUUAGUGAAAUAUUUCAUUUGUCAUUAGGAAACACUAAAUACUGUGAUACUUCUGUUUGCUCUCUUUUAAAUUCCUGAUAGCAAAUCAACAUAAAUAAUUGCUUUGUCUCCUUGAGCAGUACGAAAGCAAGAUGAAAUAAGAGGAAUGCAUGCAUUUAAACGUGCUUUGGUAUAUGAAUUUUGUCUCCUUUUUUGUGUUGUUUUUUUUAUAUUCAAGCUGCAAAUGGACAAUGGACAAGUAGCCUUAUUAAGAGCACUACUUUUUGUAUUUUACAUAUACACUGUGUGAAAACACAUUAGAGCAUUUGGAAAGGUUUUUUAAUAGCAGGUCUAAUUUAUCAGAAAAUUGUGCUAUGAGACGGAAGUCUGCCUUAGUUCAGAAUCUCAGGGCCUGGGCCUGGUUUUGAAGCUCUUUCGUCUCAUUUACAGGUUUUUGUUUAGAUUCUGGAACCUCCUGCUUAAUACAUGACUAUGUUUUUGAAGGGGGGUAAAAGGCAUCAGAAAAUGAAUAAACCAAACUUAACCCUCAUCUCUUUUUUUAAAAAAAAAAAAGCUGAGGCAAGAAUCAAGUCUCUAUAGGAUCACUGGGUCCUUUUCCUUUUUCCUCUUUUCUAAAUUUAAAUUCAUUGAUGUUUUUAAUAGUUAAUCUAUAAAUGGUACAAAAUUCAAAAAGCGUGAAUGGGUAUCUAGUGAAAAACCUAAUCUCCCUCCCUCCCUUCCCCCAGCAGCCAAUACCUGUCCCCAGAGGCAACUAUUUUGUUCUGUUUCUUAUAAUCACUUCCAGAGAUACUCCAACAAUAUAAAGCAUAUAAAUAUGUCAAUAUACAUAUAAAAUCACUUUUUAAACAUAAAUAGCAUAGUAUACAUACUAUCAUGUACUUUGCUUUUUUCACUUAAUGUUCUAUCCUGGAGAUUAUUUUGCACUGGAUAUUAAAACUUCUUA